This is a messenger RNA of Coniophora puteana RWD-64-598 SS2, 2906 nucleotides long. Its product is annotated as glycoside hydrolase family 16 protein. The transcript is spliced from 16 exons. The record is from RefSeq and is a predicted model, not a curated record. Bases 67 to 2013 code for a protein of 648 amino acids. Gene Ontology annotation, cellular component: endoplasmic reticulum membrane; plasma membrane. Lineage: Eukaryota; Fungi; Basidiomycota; Agaricomycetes; Boletales; Coniophoraceae. Gene Ontology annotation, biological process: fungal-type cell wall organization; (1->6)-beta-D-glucan biosynthetic process. Gene Ontology annotation, molecular function: glucosidase activity.
CGAUCGCCUUUCCUUUCCUCCUCACUAAUAUCGUUAGCACCACCACCACCAUCAAAUCUCACAAGCAUGGUCGCCUCCGCACGGCGACCCGCGGACCUGGAGGUGGACGUCGCCGCGACGACGUCGCUUCUGGGCGCCGGCCAGCGCGACUCGAGCAGCCUGCACACGCCGACGCGCGACGAGUCCAGUGUGCCGUACUCGCCGCGCGACCUCCCGCUCCCGCACUCGCCCUACCUGGACUCGCCGCGCCGCCCGUUCGCAUCCGCGUCAAGGCCGAUAUCGGCGGCGACGUCCGCGUCGCAGGAUAGUUGUGGGAGCCAGGCUGGAUGGGCUGACACACCGCGCUUUCGGGGGAGCGCAGCCGUGCUCGAGCGAUACGGCUCUCCAAGUCCUCUCGCGGAGAAGUUCUCGCUUCGCGACGACCCUGACGCAUGGGGGUCACCCGUCACGGGCGACUUUGCUGAGCCCGACGACGAUUUACAUAACUACGAUCCGAAGCGGGACGGCAGGACGAGUGUGCUCACCUGCAGAGGUUUCGUCAACCUGGGCUUUCUGUUUCUGCUAGCGUGUCUUCUGAUCGGGCUUUUCGCCGGAUACCCGCUAGCUCAGUACUUUAGCGAGCACAAGCUCUCGAAUCAGGGAGGAUUCAACGCGGGCGGGAUCAACGCGAGCGGCCAGAUCCCCCUGAUCCCCAACAACUUCGGCCUCGUCGACCCGGAUACGCCUGCUGAAGCGCAGACCAUCAAGUCGUUCGCGGACGGGAGCGAGUGGACGCUCGUGUUCAGCGACGAGUUCGAGCAGGACGGGCGCACGUUCUGGCCCGGCGACGAUCCGUACUGGGAGGCGGUCGAUUUGCAUAACUGGCAGACGGGCGACAUGGAGUGGUAUUCCCCGCAGGCGGUCACGACGCGCAACGGAUCGCUGGAGAUCACGGUGAGCGAGAAGGAGAUCAACAAUCUCGAUUAUUUGAGUGGGUCGCUGUCGACGUGGAACAAGUUCUGCUUCACGGGCGGGCUUAUCCUGGUGUCUGUCAGUUUGCCGGGGUCGAGCUCUGUCAGCGGUCUCUGGCCGGCUGUAUGGACGAUGGGUAACUUGGGACGCGUUGGGUACGGCGCAUCACUCGACGGCAUGUGGCCAUACGUCUACGACUCGUGCGACGUCGGCACCGUCGUCAACCAGACCCACAACGGCGUCCCCAAGGCCGCGCUCACGGGCGGCUCCGACGGCGGCACGUUGUCGUUUCUGCCGGGCCAGCGGCUGUCGCGCUGCACGUGUCCGGGGGAGAGCCAUCCGGGACCGAAACACAGCGACGGCACAUAUGUGGGGCGCUCGGCGCCCGAGAUCGAUAUCUUUGAAGCGCAGGUCACCGGUGGUCCCGACUCUGGUGGACUUUCUCAGUCGGCGCAGUUUGCGCCGUUCAACUACAACUAUACAUGGCUGCAGACAGGGAACUCGAAGAUCCCCGACCCGGACGUCACGAUGUUCAACCCUUACAAGGGCGGAAUCUAUCAGCAAGCGACGUCUGCGGUUACGCGUUCUAAUCCGGACUGUUUCGACCAGAACACGGGCUGCUUCGCUACGUAUGGGUACGAAUACCAACCUGGGUAUAAGAACGAGAGCGGGUACAUCAGCUGGAUAGCCAACGACAAGGUUUCGUGGACACUCGAGGCGGGUGGCGUGGCCGCUGAUCCCAAGGUAGGGAUCAACGACAGGCCGAUUACGAGCGAGCCCAUGUAUAUCAUCGCCAAUGUGGCCAUCUCCAACGGCUUCUCGUACGUCGACACCGCCAACUUGGUGUUCCCCACGAAGAUGCGCGUCGACUGGGUGCGGGUGUACCAGCCCAAGGACGCGGUCAACGUCGGGUGCGAUCCCGUGGACUAUCCAACGUCGGCGUAUAUCCAGCAGUUUUCGGAGGCGUACAACAACCCAAACCUGACGACGUGGACGUUGGACCGUUCUGCUGGAGGCUUCGAUCAGGCAAUGCCGAAAAACUCGUUCCUCGGUCAAUGUUAAGAGGCUUUUGCUGCACCCGCCAGCUUCCCUUUUUCGCUUUAUUUAGGUACAGUUCGCCGAAGCAUACGACAUCCCGAACCUCACCGGCACCGCGUGGGCCGACCAACGACUUAUGGGUCAAAAGAUGCCAAAAGAACUCUUUUCCUUCCUUCGGACAGUGCUAGGUCUGUAGAAUAAUCAUUUGGGCUUCUCUCUUUUUUAUUAUGUUGCGAUACCAUUCUUUUGGACUCGGAUCGGACUCGGACUCGUUCGCCAUCGGUUUUGAGCGCUUUGCUCUCAGCUGUGAUGCAGAGGGAUGUAGGUGUUUUUGGGGACUGGUAAUGGUAACUUAUGAUACGCGGCUGUAACUAAUUAUUUGGCUUCGUUCUAGCUCUCAGCUUGUUGGUAGGCGAGGUCGGGUGCAAUAGGCACUAAUAUUCGAAAGAGGCUAUAGGCUAUACAACUCUGGCCUUCGUUGGAAGCCAGGUUAGACAAAAACAAACGUGUUUCGUGUCAACUUCAGUGCAUUUGCCUGUUAAUACUCCAGGAGGUCAGCCGCGAUCAGCUAUCGCUAUGCGAGAGUCCUUCGUAAGGUCAAGGAAAUGGCAUUACAAGCUACGAUAACAGCGCAGGAACUCGUCCAUUUGAAGUUGCUUCGACAAGGAAGCCACAUUUCCAAAAAGUAUGCACUCCGGUUAACGGCCGGAGGCUCGAGCCAGCAGGAAUCCCCCGGGAUAUUCUCCUCGUAUGCAUGCAACGCACGCCGCACGGAGCAUGCAAUCAUCUUUCGCGUAAGAUGGCUCCUCAGACGAGAACAUCUGAAAGUUUCAGGUCUCGUCUGGGUUCAGACAAGGGCAAUCGCGCGGCAGGCGCACCCUUGCUGGCGCUGUCCAGGAAAGCGCUGUGCGAGAAAG